AUGAACUUGCUUAUUGCAUUUUCCCUAUAUAUGAGUCUGGCUCAUUGCACCAGCCAACCUGAACAAGUCAAAGAUACAUUCGAACCUAGCCAUUAUAACAGAGAGGAUGUUAUUACUCGUGAUAUUGUAGUGAUAGGCGGUGGCGCAUCUGGCACAUACGCCGCCAUUAAUCUCCGCAGGCUUGGGCAGAGAGUCGUGCUCGUGGAGAAGGAGGCUCUCCUUGGAGGCCAUACUCGCACGUAUACCAACCCGGCAACCGGGAACACGAUCGACUACGGCGCCCAGGCGUUCUGGAACACAUCGGUAACACGCGAUUACCUUGCAUAUUUGGACGUCCCAGUUACCCAAUACACCGGUGUGCAGCUUACUGACAUGUACGCCGACUUCCAAACCGGGGAGCAAGUUAUUGUUCAUUCCAGCCGCGACUUUACGGCCUAUAUCGAGCAGCUUCGGAAAUACCCAUACCUAAAAUACAGUUGGGAUCUGCCAUAUCCCGUCCCACCGGAUCUUCUAUCUCCAUUCUCGGAGUUCGUUGCUAAAUAUAACUUGAACGAUAUUGGAUACAAUAUCUACUACGGUUCUCAAGGACUAUCGAACAUCCUAGAUCAGCCAACUGUCAAUGUUUUCAAGGAGUUCCACGAGUCACUCACCGACGCCGUAAAAGGAGGAAAUGUCAAAGGCCAUCCAAACAACGGGGAGAUCUACACAAAGGCAUUAGCAUAUCUUGGAAAGGAUAUCCUCUUCUCUUCACGAGUUAUUGCUGCCUACCGGCCAGAGAGCAGCACCGGAGUAAAACUAGUUGUACAGACUCCUUCUGCGUGCAAACUUAUCCUAGCCUCAAAGCUACUCGUUAGCAUACCGCCCCUCUUGGACAACAUGGAGCCAUUCGACCUGACCAAACGGGAAUCCAACCUCUUUUCACGGUGGGAAUACAGCGCUUACUACGUCAUGCUAGUCAGCAACACUGGGCUGCCUUCUGGGUAUCGAUUCCGCAACGCUAAUGCCUGGACGACUUCCAACAUCCCUGAGCUACCCGCGCCCUACCAAGUCACCGAGACCAAUGUACCAGGAAUAUUCCGUGUUUGGUAUGGAAGUCCAUACCCGUUAGAGGAGGCCGUUGUGAAGGCCGAUGUCACGUCCAUAAUACGUCGGCUACAGUCCCUAAUGCACGCAAAUGCUACUACCGUGCCACGCUUCUUGGCUUUUAAUAGUCAUACCCCGUUUGAAUUGGUGGUCCAAUCAGAGGAAAUCAGUAAGUAUUUUUAUCGGGAUCUGAAUGCCCUGCAGGGUUAUCGUAACACUUGGUAUACCGGAGCAGCUGUCAGUUCAUACAAUUCUGCAACAGUGUGGAACUUUACCGCAGCGUUGUUGCCAUCGGUUAUUGCUGCUUGA
Messenger RNA from Aspergillus tanneri, 1392 nucleotides. RefSeq lists its product as uncharacterized. The transcript has a single exon. Gene Ontology annotation, molecular function: oxidoreductase activity. The record is from RefSeq and is a predicted model, not a curated record. NCBI's taxonomy places the organism in Eukaryota, Fungi, Ascomycota, Eurotiomycetes, Eurotiales, Aspergillaceae. The coding region runs from base 1 to 1392 and encodes 463 amino acids.